CCCCCAGCGAGGCCGGGCACCAAAGGAGAGCAUGGGAGGGGGAUGGAAGCGGCCCGGCUCCUCGGGGGCAGCGGGGCAAACUAUGAAACGCCCGACACCAGAAAUCAGAUAAGGAGCACCGCCUCAGCAAGGACCCAGCUAGAAGAAGCUCCAAUUAAAAGAAUGGACAAAGAUGCAGAAGCGUUGCAGGCAGCCAGAGCGGAACUCUGCGAAGCCAGGAGGCAGUGGCACCACAUGCAGAGCGAGAUUGAAUCCCUGCACGCUGUGGAAAAGGGUUUGGAGCGCUCGUUGCGUGCCACAGAACAGCAGUACCACGUGCAACUACAGAAUUUAGAGGCGGAGAUUGAAUGUUUAGAGAAAGACCUGCAGGAAGUGAGAAGAGGCAUUGAGAAACAGCUGCGAGAGCAUGAAAUUCUCCUGAACACUAGGAUGAAACUGGAGGAGGAGAUAGCAACGUACCGCAGUCUGCUUGAGCAGGAAGAGAGCAGGUACCGUUGCUCCAUACCCGACCGGAAGGGCGGGAGGAGGCCCCCCCCCAGCAGGCCUGCCUUCACGCUGCAUGCAGACAGUGUAAAGAAGCAUGAAACUGAGAAGAUGGAGUUGAUGACAAAACAAGCAGUCCUAGAUGGAAAUAUUAUGAAGCAAAGCGCAGAAGCUCAUGGCACUAUAAAGACAGAAAAAGUGGAUGAAGUCAUUAAGGAAUGGGAAGGUUCUUUCUUCAAGGACAACCCACGCUUAAGGAAAAAAUCGGUUUCGCUGCGCUUUGACCUGCACCUAGCAGCGGCCGAGGAAGGAUGCCUACGCGCCCAGCAGAAAGCGCUGCCAGACAUCGAGGUCAGGCUGGUCAUGAGGAGGUCGUGCAGCAUCCCCUCCAUCAAACCAUAGCGCACAGCCAGCCGGGCCCGGCCGCCUCCGCCCGCUACCGCAACGAAAUCUCACCAAGGACUUGGACACAGCAAAAACAACCGCGUCUCUUCAAUGGAAGGGAGAAGAGCAGGAGAGUCAGAUUCCAAGAAGCCUGGCUUCUACCAGUUUUAUACUCUGGGUACAGUCCUUUACUUCUCUCAUUACUGCUGUUUUGUAGCAUUUCUCCAAAUAUUAAAAAAAUGAAACUGUAACUUUAUACUUCGACAAGAGAACUCAUUUUCUCUUUCUGGGAAUGAGAACCACAUAUUUCAUCCUCUUCUUCAAAACUGCGUAUGCAUAAUGGCUGAUGAAUCCUUGCAAUGAUUUAUAUCAUGAUUGUCAUACUUGAAAUAUAUUUUAAAACACUUUCUAAUGGAAAAAAAAAUGUGACAUGCAACAAUGCUCUUAAAAUACAUACACUAUUAACUAACAAUUUUCUUUUAAAAGUGGCUGGUAUUUUUAAAUAUUUUUUAGGCAACGACUGAGCAAAAAUUUCUUUCCCCUCUAACCACAGACACAUCUCUCAGCAGCCUCGUUACGAACAAAUAACGUUCAGCCAUACGGUUCUGCUGCUUUUGAAGCAGGAAUUCCCACUGAAAAUCGGUCACUCUCUUUGUUGUCCACGUGUAUCUGCACUACAACUCUCCCAGCCAUACUGAGUAGAAUUAUAUCCUCUAACUGUUCAAAUAUUAGGAGCCAAACACCCAUUUUUAAUACUGGUAUUUAAUUCAUUUUGUGAGUUGCUACAGUGUAAAUUGAAACACCUUCAACAAAUUCCUCUCCUGACAAAUCUUUUAGGUACAAUAGGCCCUCGACCUAGCGCACACAGCAGAUCACUGAGGUGCCAGGUCAUGGCCACUAUGGCUUCAAUGUGACGGACAAAAUGAGGACAGAAGAAGGGCUACAUGUGCCCAGGCAGAUCCUGCCACGUGCAUUAAGUGUCCCCAGAGCCACCACUGAGAGCAGCAGUGGACACAUACAAAGCAGAGCCGAUGGUCUUGCAUCCACGCACAGAAAAAACCAGGAAUGGAAACCCUGCCAUGCUGUAUGAGACUACGGGACAAACUUCAAACAAACAGAAACAAAAUCAGAACGUUGGUUUGCGAGGAUUCAAAGAGGUAACUCUUAAAAUCAGAAACCCUCGCUGAAACCGCUGCAACUACGGGGGCUCGAAACCUAGAACCAACACAGACAGUACUUGUGGGAUCCACAGCAGCACGAAAGAAUGGACUGAAAUGUCAAAGUGCCCUGCUCCUUCAGGCAUGUGUUAAAGAAUCGGUACCGCAGAUUCUUCCACCCUUCCGUUACGCUUCUAUCUUUUAUUAAUGGCAAGAACAACGCGUUUACAUUGCCCACGGUUCUCUGUCUACUGUAUAAAGCUGGCUAAUUAUCAUUAACCUUAAAACUGAUCUGGUGUUGUUAAUACCUGAAUAGUUGGCAUCCUGAAUGUAACAGCCUCUCCUGGCAUUUUCACUAUGCAGCUUUUUUUGUGCUAUACUCUGUAUAUUUUACAAUACUUGAAUUUAAACUGAGUUUUACUUGCUUUAAGGCACUUUAAACAGGGAUACAAACUUACCAAAGUAAAUAGCUGUACAACAAUAAAAAAUAAUAAAAAGGA
Messenger RNA from Numida meleagris (helmeted guineafowl), 2524 nucleotides. RefSeq names its product keratin 222 (gene KRT222). The coding region runs from base 43 to 885 and encodes 280 amino acids. NCBI's taxonomy places the organism in Eukaryota, Metazoa, Chordata, Aves, Galliformes, Numididae. The transcript is spliced from 6 exons. The record is from RefSeq and is a predicted model, not a curated record.